Gymnodraco acuticeps is the source of this 952-nucleotide messenger RNA. RefSeq names its product interleukin 10 (gene il10). Gene Ontology annotation, cellular component: extracellular region. NCBI's taxonomy places the organism in Eukaryota, Metazoa, Chordata, Actinopteri, Perciformes, Bathydraconidae. The record is from RefSeq and is a predicted model, not a curated record. Gene Ontology annotation, biological process: immune response. Gene Ontology annotation, molecular function: cytokine activity.
CUUUCUCUUCAGAGCUCUUCAAAAGAUUUUGCCUCACAUAAGUGAGGAAGCUUGAUCCAGCAGCAUCUUCACUCCAUCAUCUCUGCCUCCAGAAGCUCCAGCAGCCUGAUCCUCACCAUGGCUCCUCAGUCUCUCCUGCUGUCCCUCCUGCUCCUCUGGUCCCUCCUCAGCACUGUCUGCUGCAGUCCCAUGUGUAACAACCAGUGCUGUCAUUUCGUGGAGGGAUUUCCAGUCCGGCUAAAGAAGCUCAGAGAGGACUACUCCCAGAUCAGAGACUUCUAUGAAGCAAACGAUGACUUGGACACAGCGCUGCUAGACCAGAGCGUCGAGGACUCUUUCAAAAGCCCAUUUGCCUGCCACGCCAUGAACAGCAUCCUGGACUUUUACCUGAGCACGGUGCUGCCAACGGCAAUGGCGGGAGUGACCGACGACAUCAAGGACUUAAAAGCUCCCAUUGAGUCCAUCCAGCUCAUCUUCGACCAGCUCAAGAGAGAUAUCAUCACAUGUAGAAAUUACUUUGCCUGCAAGAAACAGUUUGACAUCAAAAACCUAAACUCGACUUACACACAGAUGAAUAGUAAAGGUCAUUAUAAAGCCAUGGGGGAGCUGGAUCUGCUGUUCAACUACAUUGAGACCAUCUGGCUUCUAAACGGUACAGAAACGGAGUAGCCACUGUUUGAAGAACUGCUGACCCUAAACUUACUGUGAACUUGACAGCCAUUGACCCUUGCCCAUUUAUUGAAUGUAAUAUUUACAGAGAUGCAGAUUAUCUUGUUUUUGACUUCUUCUUUUGUCCUGAGGACAAGUUUCUGUUUUAAGACCAUAUUGCGUCAUACAUUAUAUGAAGUUACGAACAAUACUGUCUGUUAUAAACUGUUAUAUUUAUUUUUGUAUUUAUUAUGACUGAGAUUGUUUUGCAUUGCAGUAGAAUAAAUGACUUGUUGACAAUGUA